Scleropages formosus (Asian bonytongue) is the source of this 2499-nucleotide messenger RNA. It is a transcript of the gene tcf7l1a, whose product is annotated as transcription factor 7 like 1a. Gene Ontology annotation, cellular component: chromatin; beta-catenin-TCF complex. NCBI's taxonomy places the organism in Eukaryota, Metazoa, Chordata, Actinopteri, Osteoglossiformes, Osteoglossidae. Gene Ontology annotation, biological process: regulation of transcription by RNA polymerase II; canonical Wnt signaling pathway. Gene Ontology annotation, molecular function: DNA-binding transcription factor activity, RNA polymerase II-specific; RNA polymerase II cis-regulatory region sequence-specific DNA binding. Bases 697 to 2469 code for a protein of 590 amino acids. The record is from RefSeq and is a predicted model, not a curated record. The transcript has 12 exons.
UCCACUCCAUUCCACUUCAUUUCCUGGCCACAGCGGCGUGCCACAUUCCUCCCUCUGGGCGCACUCCCUUCUCCUUGUGUUUUCUUUUUCUGUACAACAGUCUUUUGAAACGCAUCACCGGACAUGUUCUGUUAAUCGCGCAGUCCGAAACUUUCGGGAAAUGCGACGUUCACCUUUUUUUGUCACACUUAAUUCAUGGAGAAACUAAGUGGCGGUAGUUGUUGUUCUUUUCUUUGACUUUUGGCAUCCAGUUUUUUUUUUUUCUUCGUUUUGUUGUUUUUCUCUCAUGUGGACAACUUUCAUCGUGCGGCCUGUCUCGAGGGAGUCAUGGCUUUGCUGGGGUGACUCCGGGCUUCCCUGGGUUUUUCGACCCCCAUCCCCGGGGGCGCGCACAGUUUGGUUGGGGGUCUCGAGCAAGUGGCGCAACCCUUGAGGACUCGGGGACACGCGUUACGGUGGAUCCUUGGAAAACUUAACAUUUUUCUGCUCCUAAUCAGUCCGAGCGGUUCGGGGGCGGCGGGCAUCUCGCUCACAGACAUGGCCCUCAGCGCUGUUGUUGGCGCGCGCAUGGAUAUUUGAAUGAAAGUGGGAAAAGUUGUGUUAUUAAACUAAAACAGUAAAAGUGCUGGUUUUUGAAAACGUAACCGUGACAAGUAUUUCAUAAUAAAGACGGAAUCGAGAAGCCUGGGAGCGGAGAUGCCGCAGCUAAACGGUGGUGGUGGUGGUGCCGGGGACGAGCUCGGGGCUAAAGACGAGCUCAUCUCGUUCAAAGACGAGGGCGAGCAGGAGGAGAAGAGCGUGGGCAGCACGGCGGCGCGCACAGACCUGGACGAGGUCAAGUCGUCGCUCGUGAACGAGUCCGAGAACCAUGGCUGCAGCAGCUCCUCCGACUCGGAGGUACCGGCGUGGCCGUGCGGAGGGACCACAGACAGGCAGCCCCAGAACAGACCGGAUUUGGAGAGCAGCGACAAGCACAGAGAUCACUUCGCUGAAGCGCUGAGGAGACAGCAGCCGGACGGUGGUCUUUUCAGAGCGCCCUCGUACCCGGCUGGGUACCCGUUCCUUGUACUCCCCGAGCUCGCGGGACCCUACCUGUCCAGCGGAGCGCUUUCCCCCACGGCUCGCACGUACCUCCAGAUGAAGUGGCCCCUCCUGGAUGUCCCGAGUACAGCGGCCCUCAAAGAUGCCAGACUACCUUCUCCGGGGCCCCUGUCCAACAAGAUUCCAGUCGUGCAGCAUCCCCACCACAUGCACCCGCUGACUCCGCUCAUCACCUACAGCAACGAACAUUUUUCCCCAGGGACGUCACCUGCUCACCUCUCCCCGGAGAUCCUUGACUCCAAGACAGGCAUUCCACGGACAGCCCACCCCUCAGAGUUGUCACCAUACUACCCCCUCUCACCUGGAGCAGUGGGGCAGAUCCCUCAUCCCUUGAGCUGGCUGGUACCACAACAAGGCCAGCCCAUGUACUCCAUCCCUGCUGGUGGAUUCAGGCACCCCUACCAGACACUUGCCAUGAACGCAUCCAUGUCCAGCCUGGUGUCCAGCCGCUUCUCCCCUCACGUAGUGCCCCACCCUGCCCAUGGCCUGCAGCAUACAGGCAUCCCUCACCCAGCCAUCGUAUCACCCUCCAUAAAGCAGGAGCCAGGCACUGAGAGCGCUGGCACAAGCCCUGUUGUGCAGCCAAAGUCUCCAGGGCCUUUGAAGAAGGAAGAGGAAAAGAAGCCCCAUAUCAAGAAGCCUCUAAAUGCCUUCAUGCUAUACAUGAAGGAGAUGAGAGCCAAAGUAGUGGCUGAGUGCACGCUAAAGGAAAGUGCUGCAAUCAACCAGAUCCUGGGCAGGAAGUGGCAUUCCCUGUCACGGGAGGAACAGGCCAAGUACUAUGAGCUGGCCAGGAAGGAGAGGCAGUUGCACUCUCAGUUAUACCCGGGCUGGUCUGCACGUGACAACUACGGAAAGCGCAAGAAGAGGAAGCGAGAUAACAAGCAGGCCGACUCAACCUUGAGAGACAACAUCCUGUCCCAGAGCAAGAAGCCCUGCAUACCUUACUUGCCCCCUGAGAAGACAUGUGACAGCCCUUCAUCGUCCCAUGGCAGCAUGCUGGACUCCCCGGCCACGCCCUCCACUGCCCUGGCCUCUCCAGCUGCACCUGCUGCCACCCAUUCUGAGCAGGCCCAGCCCCUGUCACUUACCACAAAGCCCACCCACUGCUCCCUUCCAGUAAAGACUUCUGGCUUCUCUACCUCUGGCCCAUCUUCAAGCCCUGCCUCCUCCCAGCCCGGUGUCUCUCUCCCAAUUAGUUCCCCAGGCACCCAGACCACACCCCAUAUUUCCCGGCCAAUUUCCUUCACCUCUCUUCCCCCUUCAGUGCUGUCUUUCCCUGCUUCUUUCCAAAAAGCAGCGAUUCAUUCGCAUCAUGCAAUACUUCAGUCCCAGCCCCUGUCUUUGGUUACAAAAUCAGCUGAGUAAUUUUUUUCUACAGUUCUGAACAAUGCUUUC